AGGGGGGUACCACGGAGUGGGGCGUAAGCGGGUCCUGCCGACACCUCUCGCCUGGGAAGGAGUCGCUCGGUUUGGGCAGCAGGCAAAUCCUCCCCGCUGCUCGCUGCGCUCCGGACCUCCGGCGAGAAGUCGGGGUGGUCUGAGGAGGAAAACGGGCGUAUUAUUAGCGCGUCACACAGCCCACACUGAUAUACAAUGUGAAUGUAUUUGUAUUUGUCAGCUCGCAGCAGUUGCGGGAGGUUUGUGUCUGUUUUUCUAUUGUGUAGCUGGCUGGAGCCUGAAGUGGGCGUCGCUCCAGGACAGACUGGGCUGCUCUGGUGCGCCGCUGCCCGCUUUUCUCUCGCAGGACUGCAGCACUCUCAUGUCGGUUUUUGUAGGUCGAAUGAUGUCUGAAUUUACAGGCAGUAGCUCGGUGAGGAUCCUCCACUCUGGAUCGUGUGCCAUGAGGAGCACCGCGGAGCGUCGCGGGCGGGCGUUGCUCUGUGGGUUAUCGGGCGCUGCGGAGCUUGUCACAGAUGAUCGCUUUACUAAUUAAAAACGUGGAAUUCACACGCCGCACAGCACGGCUGUAUUAGGCAGCCCCAGAGGUGGUUCAACACGGCCGACAUCACAGUGGCUCACCAAAGCAACCUGCUGAAGCAGCUCAACCACCAGCGCCGCCAGGAGCUCUUCUGUGACUGCAGUGUGCUGGUGGAGGGCCAGCUCUUCAGGGCCCACCGCAACGUCCUGUUCGCCAGCAGCGGUUACUUCCGCAUGCUGCUGUCCCAGGGGCCUGACGGGCUCCCUGACUCCGUCAGUGCCACCUUCGACGUCUUCAGCCCAGAGACCUUCACCGUCAUCCUGGAUUUCAUCUACUCCGGCCAGCUGGAUCUCUCCAGUCACAAUGUGAUUGAGGUCAUGUCUGCUGCCAGCUACUUGCAGAUGAACAAUGUCAUCAACUACUGCAAAAACUUCAUCAAAUCCUCCCUGGACAUCAGUGUGAAAGAUGAAGAGAGCGAGCGCUGCCUCAGCUUGUCUGAGACCUGCAGCUUCACCAGUGGAGCUGGAGAAGAUGCUUCAGAGCAGCAGCAGCAGGGCCCCUGUUCUGUCAGUCCACCACCUGCUCUGUGGACCAGGGACAACUCCAGAUCCCAGUCCAGCUUCAUGGGGAAAGACCCAGACCAGGAUGCUUCGGCCUUAGCAAUAAAGACUGAUCCGAGCAGCCCUGCUAAUGAGCUCAGUGCAGAGCCAGAGGACCUGCACGACCCUCAGGACCCUCUGUAUACCCUCCCUGGGUCAGAGCGCCGGCGUGGAAAAGGGGGGACCAAGAGGAGAGCACCCAACAGCAGUCGCUCCAACCAGCAUGACGAUUUGGACAUUCAGGAGGCGAGGACACAAAAGGCUGAAAAAGCAGAGGAGCUGUACGCCACUCUUCCACCGAUUGUGGGUGUCAUCGGGCACUUUAAUAAAGAUUCCAACCCUAUCAUGCGCUUCAAAUGUCCCUUUUGUACACACACGGUGAAGAGGAAGGCGGACCUGAAGCGACACCUGCGCUGUCACACUGGGGAGAGACCGUAUCCAUGUCAGGCCUGCAAUAAGCGCUUCACUCGCCUGGAGCACCUCCGUAGCCAUUUUGAGACGAUCCAUCAGGCCAGGAAGCUGGUGUGCAGGAAGUGCAAGUGUCAGGUGACGGAGGAGACGGGUCACGUGGUGUGUGAAGGGACACGGCGCUACCGCAUGUGCACGGCCUGCAUCCAAGAGGUGGGCUGCGACGACAUCCCCAUAGACGGUCUGGAGGGAACCAAUGAGGAGCCGGCGCUGCUGCUGGGUGUGGACGGGGAGGAGGAGAGCGACACCAAGAGGAGCUGGAUGGUGACCGAUGACGAUGACCUGGCCGAAGACUCGGGGGCCGACCUCAUCAUCCAGCAGGUGGACGACAGCGAUGAGGAGCUGCAGUGAGACAGGACCAAAGUGUGUGUGUGUGUGUGUGUGUGCACAGAUGCAUGCCUAAAUAUUGACUGUGUGAGUGUGUGUGUGAUAAAGCCAUGAAAGAGAGUUUAUGCAUAAAAUAUGGGAUCCACUGAUGUAAAUAUACACAUUUAUGAUAUAUUAGUUGUCUAUUAGUUAAAUGCAUCUGGUUAAUCUUUACUUUUAAUGACCUUUGUGACACAAUGGAAAGCUUUUUGCUCAUGAAGAUAUACAGUAUCCAAAGCAUGCAUAUUCAGUGUUUCCUUUGCUUCAAUUAUAGUUCUAUGAUAUCCCUUUCAAUAAGUGUUUUUAUGUGCAUGAAGGAACACCACUUCUUCACUACUUUUUGGAACUUUCUACCACCAUUUACAGUGGGUACGGAAAGUAUUCAGAUCCCUUGAAAUUUUUCACUCUCUGUGUCAUUGCAGCCAUUUGCCAAAAUCAAAAAAGUUCAUUUUAUUUCUCAUUAAUGUACACUCAGAAAAACAGAAAUGUAGAAUUUUUUGCAAAUUUAUUAAAAAAGAAAAACUGAAAUAUCACAUGGUCAUAAGUAUUCAGACCCUGUGCUCAGUAUUGAGUAGAAGCACCCUUUUCAGCUAGUACAGCCAUGGGUCUUCUUGGGAAUGACGCAACAAGUUUUUCACACCUGGAUUUAAGGAUCCUCUGCCAGUCUUCCUUGCAGAUCCUCUCCAGUUCUGUCAGGUUGGAUGGUGAACGUUGGUGGACAACCAUUUUGAGGUCUCUCCAGAGAUGCUCAAUUGGGUUUAGGUCAGGGCUCUGGCUGGGCCAGUCAAGAACGGUCACAGAGUUGUUGUGAAGCCACUCCUUUGUUAUUUUAGCUGUGUGCUUAGGGUCAUUGUCCUGUUGAAAGGUGAACCUUCGGCCCAGUCUGAGGUCCUGAGCCCUCUGGAAGAGGUUUUCCUCCAGGAUAUCUCUGUACUUGGCCGCAUUCAUCCUUCCUUCAAUUGCAACCAGUCGUCCUGUCCCUGCAGCUGAAAAACACCCCCACAACACGAUGCUCCCACCACCAUGUUUCACUGUAGGAAUUGUAUUGGGCAGGUGAUGAGCAGUGCCUGGUUUUCUCCACACAUACCGCUUAGAAUUAACACCAAAAAGUUCAAUUUUGGUCUCAUCAGACCAGAGAAUCUUAUUUCUCAUAGUCUGGGAGUCCUUCAUGUGUUUUUUGGCAAACUCUAUGCGGGCUUUCAUGUGUCUUGCACUGAGGAGAGGCUUCCGUCGGGCCACUCUGCCAUAAAGCCCCGACUGGUGGAGGGCUGCAGUGAUAGUUGACUUUGUGGAACUUUCUCCUAUCUCCCGACUGCAUCUCUGGAGCUCAGCCACAGUGAUCUUUGGGUUCUUCUUUACCUCUCUCACCAAGGCUCUUCUCCCACCAUUGCUCAGUUUGGCUGGACGGCCAGGUCUAGGAAGAGUUGUGGUCGUCCUAAACUUCUUCCAUUUGAGGAUUAUGGAGGCCACUGUGCUCUUAGGAACCUUGAGUUCUGCAGAAAUUCUUUUGUAACCUUGGCCAGAUCUGUGCCUUGCCACAAUUCUGUCUCUGAGCUCCUUGGGCAGUUCCUUCCACCUCAUGAUUCUCAUUUGCUCUGACAUGCACUGUGAGCUGUAAGGUCUUAUAUAGACAGGUGUGUGCCUUUCCUAAUCAAGUCCAAUCAGUUUAAUUAAACACAGCUGGACUCCAAUAAAGAAGCAGAACCAUCUUGAGGAGGAUCAGAAGAAAUGGACAGCAUGUGAGUUAAAUAUGGAAGUCGCUGCAAAGGGUCUGAAUACUUCUGACCAUGUGAUAUUUUAGUUUUUCUUUUUUAAUAAAUUUGCAAAAAUUUCUACAUUUCUGUUUUUUUCUGUCAAGAUGGGGUGCUGAGUGUACAUUAAUGAGAAAUAAUAUGAACUUUUUUGAUUUUGGCAAAUAUUUGCAAUGACACAGAGAAUGAAAAAUUUCAAGGGAUCUGAAUACUUUCCGUACCCACUGUAGGCAAAACAUGGUGACAAAGACAGACUGAUGGCUCUACCAGUCACUUAAGGGAAACUUCAGAGCUAAUUUUUUUAUGUUUCACAGUUGCUGUGCUGGUAAUGUCUGAUUAUGAUAUGCACUAUGAUAUAAACACAAAAUUUAAUUUAUUAGUUUUUUUUUUUGAGUUUUUACUUUUUUGACACAUUAAAGAUAUUUUUAUACAUUU
Molecule: messenger RNA, 4139 nt
Organism: Acanthochromis polyacanthus (spiny chromis)
Lineage: Eukaryota; Metazoa; Chordata; Actinopteri; Pomacentridae
Gene: zbtb8a
Product: zinc finger and BTB domain containing 8A
Exons: 4
Coding region: 754-1938 (394 amino acids)
Biological process (GO): regulation of transcription by RNA polymerase II
Molecular function (GO): RNA polymerase II cis-regulatory region sequence-specific DNA binding; protein binding; DNA-binding transcription factor activity, RNA polymerase II-specific
Source: RefSeq, a predicted model, not a curated record